AGCUCAUACUCAACCAUCAAAUAAUUUUCAAAAAUAAUAAAAAAGAGAUCAAAUUAAAGAUUAGUUAUGUUAUGAAUUAACAAGCAAAAAUACAAUUAAAAUAAUUCCUUUCUGAGAAUUCAGAUCGAACAUCAAGAUGUGGUUCAAGAUUUACAAUUAUAAAAUGAUGAUUUUCUUGGUUUUUCUACUCAUGGGUCACUGCAAUUCAAUUGAAUUUGCUUCACAUUCAUCUUCAACUGACACCACCAUGCACACCAAUAACUGGGCUGUUUUAGUCUGCACCUCUCGUUUCUGGUUUAAUUACAGACACAUGGCUAAUACUUUAUCUUUAUAUAGGACAGUUAAGAGACUAGGAAUACCUGAUGAGAGAAUAAUACUUAUGUUGGCUGAUGAUAUGGCUUGUAAUGCUAGGAAUAAGUACCCUGCCCAAGUAUUCAAUAAUGAGAAUCAUAGACUUAAUUUAUAUGGAGAUAAUGUUGAGGUAGAUUACCGAGGGUAUGAAGUGACAGUUGAAAAUUUCUUGCGGGUUUUAACGGGGCGCCAUGCUGCUUCUGUUCCAAGAUCAAAGCGUCUUUUAAGUGAUGAAGGAAGUCACAUUCUCGUGUACAUGACAGGACACGGUGGAGAUGAAUUCUUGAAGUUUCAGGAUUCUGAAGAGCUCCAAAGCCACGAUUUAGCUGAUGCUGUGAAGCAAAUGAAGGAAAAGCGUAGGUUUAAGGAACUUCUGAUAAUGGUGGACACUUGCCAAGCUGCCACUCUAUUUAACCAGCUUCACUCCCCUGGUGUUUUGGCUAUUGGAAGCAGCAUGAAAGGAGAGAAUUCAUAUUCACACCAUUUGGACUCCGAUGUUGGUGUUUCUGUUGUGGAUCGUUUUACUUUCUACACUCUUGCAUUCUUUGAGAGGCUAAGCAUUUAUGCCAAUUCUUCAUUGAGCAGUCUUUUUACUUCAUAUGAUCCAAAUACACUGAUGUCAACUGCAUAUUACCGAACAGAUCUAUACCAGCGACAGCUGGAACAGGUACCCGUGACAAACUUUUUUGGUUCAGUCAUGGAAACUAUACAUACUGAUUCUCCUUAUAUAGUUCAUCAAAGAAAAACACGGAACACAGUUGAAACUAAAGAACCAUUGGAUAAAUCGGUUGAACAUGGCGAGAGAAGGACACUGAUAAAUUCAAAUGUUCAGGAUCAGAGUACUGGAAUUAAGACGGAGGGUUGCCCUUUUACGCGAAUGUGGAACACUGUAAACAGCAAGGUCGAAAGAAUUGAAAAUAUCGAUUCUUUGGUGAACUAUGGUCUGGUAAUGAUCCUUCCAAUUCUAGUAGUUUCCGUACGGCUGUCAUCUUGAAGGAUGGAAAGAAGCAUCUUCUGUUCGACCCUCUCCGUCCAGGCACUCGAGCUGCCUGCCAAAUUCUUUAAAUCCGGUCAUGUCGGAUCUUCAUGGUGCCGUUGCGUUAUGACUCCAUAACUGCGGAAUCAGUUAUGUGUACCAUCUUGUACCAUUUUGCAAUUCCUGUAUCAUGUUUCAUUCUUGUAUUGUAACAUUAGUAUUAGGAAAUGGCAAUGCAAGUCUCUAUCUUGAUUCUUAAGCUAUUAUGCAUUAGAAGCUUAGCUAGUUGUGUGCUUAUAAAAGAGAAUCCUUUUCAACUGCUA
Molecule: messenger RNA, 1650 nt
Organism: Mercurialis annua (annual mercury)
Lineage: Eukaryota; Viridiplantae; Streptophyta; Magnoliopsida; Malpighiales; Euphorbiaceae
Exons: 10
Coding region: 137-1345 (402 amino acids)
Biological process (GO): proteolysis; attachment of GPI anchor to protein; protein localization to cell surface
Cellular component (GO): GPI-anchor transamidase complex
Molecular function (GO): GPI-anchor transamidase activity
Source: RefSeq, a predicted model, not a curated record